This is a messenger RNA of Ixodes scapularis (black-legged tick), 3051 nucleotides long. RefSeq names its product probable DNA-3-methyladenine glycosylase. Gene Ontology annotation, biological process: base-excision repair. Lineage: Eukaryota; Metazoa; Arthropoda; Arachnida; Ixodida; Ixodidae. The transcript has a single exon. Bases 123 to 881 code for a protein of 252 amino acids. Gene Ontology annotation, molecular function: alkylbase DNA N-glycosylase activity; DNA binding. The record is from RefSeq and is a predicted model, not a curated record.
UAUUUUUUUGCACUGUUUUUUGUUUGACCAGGAACGAAGUACGAAUGUGGUACGAAUAGUACGAAGCUGCUCCGCGAGUUGCUGGUUAACUAGCUGAGCACUGCACUGACUGCACUCGCAACAUGAACAGCGAGUUAACGCCCAAGGGUGUCAAAAGAGCCCUCGGACAUGAAGGCGACGUGCUUGAAGAGCCGACGAAACACCGGAUGGUUGCAGUGCCGCUAUCGUUUCGACUGAACCGCUCUUUCUUCGGCUUGUCCUGCGAACGGCUGGCGCGGGCCCUGCUGGGCAAAGUGCUGGCGCGACGACUGCCAGGCGACACCCUGUUGCGCUGCAGGAUCGUCGAGACCGAGUGCUACCCGGGCCGCGACGACCGGGCGUCUCACUCAUUCCAGGGCCGACGCACCGAGCGCAAUGAACCCAUGUUUAUGGAGGCCGGCACGGCCUACGUCUACAUCACGUACGGCAUGUACCACUGCUUUAACAUCUCGAGCGAGGGCGACGGCGCGGCCGUACUACUGCGGGCCGCAGUGCCCAUCGAGGGCCUCGAGAUCAUGCGGACGCUGCGAGGUGCCAGACGCAAGGACUGCGGUAGGGGCCUCAAGGAGCGCGAGCUGUGCAACGGGCCGGCCAAGCUGUGCCUGGCCAUGGCCAUCGACAAAGCGGCGCUGAACAAAGAGUUCCUGCCGGACAGCCAGACCCUAUGGCUCGAGCGGGACGGCGGUGACGUGGAGGCCCGCGACGUGGUCGUGGCAACGAGGAUCGGCAUCGACGGGGCGGGCAAAGAGUCCGCGGAUAAGCCACUUCGCUUCUACGUCCGCGGCUGUGCCUGCGUCAGUGUGCGCGACAAGAAGGCCGAGGCCUUGACCUUGCCGUCGUGACCCACGGUUUAGGCACACCAUCGGGCCAGGGUGCACUACGGGUUUUACUAGUCAAUCAGGGGGCACAGUUCGCAAGCACAAGAGCAACUGAAAGAAGUUUUCCUGUCUGCACUGUCACCGAGAUUUUCUCAAUGUCGCGCAAAAGCUCAACGGGGCCAUGCGCCCCAUGCAUUUACAUACCUUGUGCCUCAACUUAGCCUAUGGGGCAUCAGUGAAUCACUGAAAGAAAGGGGAAAAGGAAAGAGCUUAUAGGAAGGACACAUUGAUAUUUAUUGUACUUGGGAGAUAGCAAUGUAUGGCGUGCUAGUGUUGGGGUAAAGCUUGACGCCCAUGCAACCCAUGCACUCUUACAACAGUUUCACAUUUUGUUAUACGAAUUGUGCUAGAGUUAGUUGUUUAGCUUUCCAAAUGUGAAUGACUGAUCAAUUAUCAUCCCUUUUAGAUGGAGUGAUGAAAAACAGUACUUAAUCUUUCUUUUGGGGAACCUGUUCAGGACAAGCAUUGUCGUCUCCCUUACACAUGCUCUGGUCGCACUGCCAUUUGCUAGUGGCAGACGAAGAAACGUUGACUAACAAUGGUGAUAUGAUCUGGGUCUGUAAGCCUGCUUCGCUCUUUAGUCACAGUCAGAUCGACAUGUACAUCAGCCACCAGCGGUAAGGUAAAGGGUUCAUUUUGGAACUUGCUGCUGAAUAGAUUUUGCACCAAUUUGCAGUGUUAAGGUACACAAAGAACAAUCACUUGUGAAAACAAGGCUUCCAAAACACGAAAGCAACCCUUGGCAACGGAAUGGACCUAGAGAGUAAGCCUUCGAGCAAGUCAAGACUGGUUCUGUCAAGGGGAAAGGGUUGAGCAGGUUUCUCUAAAAGAACUUGCUAUUGACUAAAAUUUUUGUGAACUGUACUGUCCCUCACACAGGCGAUAGUGUACAGUACUAUCGCCGCUAAUGGCAUCAGUACGUGGCUAUCACAUCUUGCACACGAGUGUGAUCAAAUGAAAUGCUACAUGAAGCCACACGCUCAUGCAGGCAGCUUUGACUGGUGCCAUGCCAUAGUGAUGGUGCAGCGCAUUUAGAAAAAAUAUUUUAAACGCAUAGCCUUUAUAAGGCCCCACCUAGCACUUCCCGGUGGCCGUCUGUCCAAAGUAGCCUCGGUGAAGGAGCAGCGAGGCAAAAGCGAGGAGGCCAAUGUGGGCACUCGUAGGCAAUCUCAUCUAGAGUAACUAGAAGCAAAGCAUGCAGUUACUCUCAUCCCACCUUAACCUGAAUAUCUUUGUCAAGAUCCCAGUUCUUGGAUUUCCACCGAGAACGGUCGCUCAAUACAUCUGUUCGUGCAGCUACUUGUCUUUCCUCACAGCGGCCCUUGCGUGCGGGCCGUGUGCGCUGCUGCCCAAGAUCAUGCCACAAAGGAAGAGGCCCCUUACAGAGGAGGAAGAUUUGGCCUGUAAACACCGUCGUGGCAAACAAGUUUGUCGGCAACCUACUCGAGAAAUUAAGGUGCAACAUAACGACUGUUUAUGGAGCGAAACUGGCCGUCUUUAUAUAGUAUGCUCAAAAUAUUUCCCUUAUGUCCCUCUUUUACCACCCUAAUGGUGCCCCAAAAGGUUUGAGCACCUUUCAAAACAGUCUUUUUGCUGCUCUUUCUUUAAAUUCCUAGUUCGAGAGUGUUUUUGGUGUGAAGUUGCGAAUGCAUGGCAAGAGCGAGCGUGAACAUUUCUUCCAGCAAGGAAACCAUAUUCUUUUGACUCGAACUAAGUUAGGGUGACCUACAUCGAGUUCCCAAAACAUUGCCUUUGUGCCCACUGUGGCUUAUUCUUUUGCCCCAAGUUCGCACCAACAAGCUUCCCCCCUCCUCUUCCUGGUGGCACCCUUUGUUACCCCAAAGUUCACACCAGGAUAUCCUUGAACCAAGUCUCCAACAGGAGGCACCACUUCUUUGUAAAGCAGUGGCUUGGAUUUCACAAAAAUAUUGUGACAUAUAGCCUGAGAAUCGCAGAGAACCCGGAUACUUGCAGACACAAAAGCCUACCGUUUUUGUCUGUACGAGCAAAUAAAAGCAUGUAAAAGGCACGUUCAAAAGCCAUGUGCUCGCUCUGCACCCAUAUUUUUCGUAAGCACUCCAGACCAACUGCAGACGUUUGUGAGAGGGAGUAAUGGGGUAAUGACGACUCCAGC